AUGUCUUCGCAAGGACAUAUCUCUCCCGUGCAGGAAACAGCGACAGUUCCGGAAGCGCGCAAGACAUCCUCCCCAAGCAGUGAUUACCUGCGCAGAUGCCUUGCAUCGUGGGCAGAACCUAUUUACACACCACCUGAAUGCCGAACUAUCAGCCACUGCAGUUGGGCCGGAUUCACGGCAGUGUCUGCGCCAGCCUCAGCGAACGGCAUGCUUAAGGCUUCCGACCUAUGGAAGGAUCGCGGUACAACACAUGGCUACAAUCCCCCGACAAGCGAGCGGUGCUAUCUGGGAGUGAAUCAGCCACCUCACGACUCCAAGUACGAGCACAUGUUGAAAGCCAAGCAGCUACGCUGCCGACAGCGCAGUUCUGCAACGAGCUCGGCGACAGUGAGCUCGCAAGGUGAAGAUGGGGCUAAACCUGAGCCGAAAUCAGCGCCCAUGGAAUUCUACAAGCAAGCACCGAAGCGUGUAUCAACCGCAUCACGGCUCACGGCAGGCUUGGAGAUGAGGACAGUGAAGCAUGACAAGAAGACAUAUGCGGCGGUGAUGGGCAUGGAUGCCAUGGCAUGCGACAACCUUCCCUCUGCUUUCGAGUCAGAUGAUGAGGAAGACUGA
Pyrenophora tritici-repentis Pt-1C-BFP is the source of this 615-nucleotide messenger RNA. RefSeq lists its product as uncharacterized. Lineage: Eukaryota; Fungi; Ascomycota; Dothideomycetes; Pleosporales; Pleosporaceae. The record is from RefSeq and is a predicted model, not a curated record.